This is a messenger RNA of Durio zibethinus, 1826 nucleotides long. The record is from RefSeq and is a predicted model, not a curated record. Lineage: Eukaryota; Viridiplantae; Streptophyta; Magnoliopsida; Malvales; Malvaceae.
AUAUUUCAAAAAAUAAUAAUCAAAACUAAAUUCCUUAAAAAGAACCAAUAAAAUGAGAGGUCUGUAGGUUGAAUAGAACGAAUUAUUGAAAUUGAACGGCGAUAAUCUCUAGCGAUGGCUCGCCCGUCGGGAACGAGAACAACAAGCAGGGCAUCAUCAUCGACCUCCUCCUUGACCACCACCGUGACAAUCGAGAACAACACGGGCGCCUCGUCCUCGUCGCAACCUCAAGAAACCCUCGUCCUCGAACUCCGCCCAAGGAAAAAGAAAGUUACGUGGAAAAAAGGAACCGUGGACAACGAGUUCAUGAACAAGAAAAGCUCCAAGAUCUGCUGCGUUUUCCAUAAAGAAAAGCCCUUUGACGAAGAUGACAGUGAUGAUGAGGGUCAUGACCAUCAUCACCAUCCAUCCAACGGCCAUGAUUCCUCCAAGGAGCGCUGCAGGCCUGACAGCAGUGCCAGCACCAGCACCAGCGCCUGAUUUUGUUUUGGAUAUGUGUUUAUGGUCUUUAUUAUGGAUGCAAUGAACAAACUAUAGUGUUGAUUUCACUGGAUAUUUUCUACCUUGCGUCAUUAAUAUUAUAUAUUUUGUUUUUAGAUUCUUCAAUUGUUUGUUUUGAUUCUGAAUAAUAUAUACUAUUGGUAUGAUUAAUUGACAUUUGAUAGCAAAAGAUGAACUUAAUCAAUGUUGCUGCUGAACCUGGAUGUUGCUCAAUAUUUGGGGAUAACUUCAAGGGUUGUCAUUUUGUUUCUGCUUAUGAAAUCUUUUUUCUAUUGGUUGAUGACCCAACUUUCCACAUUUUAUUUCUGCUUAAGAAUUCCAGCAUCAGGACUAAAGGCAUGCUUCAUAACUCUGUUUUGCAUGCAUGUUGAAUAUUCUGUUUCAUUAGGAAGGGUACAUAGCAAAACUAUGUGAUUUGCCUAACAUUGUGUUUUAUGGUAAAAAAAAGUUGUCUUGUCGGAUAUUCUGUUUCAUUAGGAAGGGCAAAAAAAGUUAGAGGCAAAGUUGUAUAAAAUAACUGUAAGGCUUGUGUUGUUAUAUGGAAUUGACUAUUGAGCUCUUAAGAAACAACAUGAGAAAAAAAUGAGUGUAGCUGAGAUGAGAAUGCUUAGAUGCUUGUGUGGUAAGAUUGGAAGAGACAAAAUAAAAAAUGAAGAGAUUUGAGGAAAAUUAGGAAUAGUCUGAAUUGAAGAAAAGAUGAGAGGGUCGUUUGAGAUGGUUUGGACAUGUGAAACGUAGGCCUAUCUUUGCACUAAUUAGGAGAAAUGAGUUUCUAGAUUUAGGAGAAACUAAAACUUCUAGAGGUAGACCAUGAAAGACAAUGCAAGUAAUAAGAAAUGAUAUGAAGGUUAAGGAAGUAAAUGAAAAGGUUGUUAUUGAUAGAAAUGAUUGGUGCAAGAAGAUUCAAAACUACAACCUAAUAUGAUUCCUUUUUUGACCUUUUAUAUAGCCGGUCCGAGAGUUAUAAGAUAUAAGGCUUAGUUUGUUGUUAUUGUUGUAUUAGAAAGGAUAUAUAGCAAAACUAUGUGAUUUGCCUGACAUUGUUUUUUAUGGUAAAAGAAAGCUUAGGUGAGGGGAGGCUAUCCAUUCUAGGGUGAGGGCAUACCACUGGUUUGGUGAGGAUUUAUAUUGGAUUUACAGAUCAUACAUCUAAAAGUCCAUCUAGAAGAAUUGCAAGCAGUGAAAAUCGAACUUAAGCCUUAUUUGGACUCUACUUUUAGACAAACUGAGUCUCUAGUUACAAAAUGGAGUCGGAAAUAGCAAGAAAGAGGACACUAUCCCAGUUAGCUGUUGGUAGGAGAGUGGGGGAAUCAAAUUAAGAACAU